AAUCAGCGGCCUUAUCUAACCUCACAAUCAGAAUUAUUUAAACAAAAUAAAUUUGUGUUAUUUUUGCGAUAAUAUUCAACAAAAAUCUUUAAAAUAAGUUGAAAAAUAGCACCAAAACCAACAACCCAUCUUCACACGGAGGGAAUCACUACGGAAUGAAUCAGAAUUGAUAAAAUUACUUUUUUUGUUUGUAUACAAACCUAACCUGUUUUCAUAGUGCCCUUGGUGAUCAGAAAAAUGGUCCUUUGGCGCUUAUUUUGAAUAAAAUAUUUGAACAAAUAUGUAAAAAUGGAUAGUCCAAGUUUUGUGGAAUAUGUGAAGCUAAAUAACUUGUGUAAAAAGAUAUUAGAGCAACAUACGGAUGUGAAAUUGCUGGAAGAAUUGAAGAUAACUAUACAGGGUGCCGAAAAGAGUUUUAUAAAAGCUGUAGAGAAGCAUCUAGUAGCAUGUUUUUAUCCUUACAUGAAAGCUGUAUCUACAGACAAGGGAAGUUUUAAUAGCCGAGACAAGCAACUGUUGGUAGAAGCGUUAGAAGAACUGUUAAAAAAAUUGAUUAUAGAAAAUGUCACUGUAUUUUUCAACUUUUAUUCAUUUCUACUUUUUGAAUUAUAUGAUUAUACCAAACAUAAAGUUUAUCCUGUGACAGAGGAAUAUAAACUGGAAAUUUUAAAAUGUAUGAUUUGUUUGAUAGAGAGUGUUUCAGAACAGAUCAUUGACCAAUUAUACGUCAAGGAAAAUAUACCAAAAUUUUCACAGAUUAUUUAUGUUUGUGGAGAGGUAGCUAAAAAAGAAAAAUCUAGAGACUUGAGAUGUACAGCAAUCAAAUGUAUUACAACUCUGGCUAAAGUAUCAGAUACAGAUGACUUAUAUGACACGGUGUUAAGAGACAGAGUCUCCCAGAUUUUUAUGUUUUUCUUGCCAGGAAUAUGUAGUACUUUUACUGAAAUCGGAUUGGAGAAUAGUGUUCAAAUUGGUCACAGAGUUUUAAGAGAAAUGAUUAUCGCAUAUGGUCGAAUAAUAUCAGUUGUAAUGCAGGACUAUAAUCCUCUAGAUAGAACAGCAACAUUGAACGAAUUGUUGGCUAUAAACAAUAAAGAUUCAAAUAGAGCACAUUCAAAAUUUAAAGAUAAAAAAGAAAUAGACCAAUAUUUGAAUGUUACACAAAGAAAUUUGAAAUGGUAUAAAAUGACUGAUGACAAGCUAAAUAUAUCUUUAAAAAAAUUAGCUCAUUUAACUAGUUAUGACCAUUUAAAAGUUAAGCAUGCACUGAUUGAUAUGGUUUUAGAAAUUUCUUCUAAGUGUUUUAGUACAAUGCCAGAAUCUGUUUCGACUUUGAUGGAAUAUUUGAUAAUUUUGUCUCAAGAUUCAGAUCCUUCAGUUAGCGAGAAAAGUAACAAAAUUAUUUUGGAAAAUUCAUCAAAAUUGUCCUCUGGUGAUUUAAAACUGGUUUUUGAGAAUUUGGAAGAAGGAUUUUUUAAUGCUAUUAAUAGUUUACCCAGAAAAUUUAAUAGUAUAGAUGAUGCCGAAAAAUCUUUAGCCAUGAAUUUGCUGAUAGGAUACGUCAAAUUAUUUGGCAGUCACAAUUUAAGUCACGUUCUUCUCUCACCCGCCACAUUACAAAAACUAACUGAAGGCUUACUGUACAUAUCUCAGUUGGACAAAGUCAAAAUGAAGUUACUCGAAGAGUAUGGUUUUAAGGAUUUGAAUGCCGAGCCUGAUCUAAGCACUCCUUGGCUGAGUUUUCGGUAUUUUAGUGAUGAGGGAGUCAAGUCGAAAAUCGAAACGUUCUGUCGGCAUUUAGCCCGCAGCGACGCUUUCGAAAUAAUCUUCGAUUCUUUAUAUGACACAUUUAUGUAUGACCAUAAUAGAGACAAAGAAGCAGUGUUCUUGAUAAACUGUCUUAUUUUAGGUUUUGAAGAUCCAUCCCCCAAACAAAUAGAAUUAUUAAAUUCAAUUUUAAAUCUGUAUAUGGAAUCAACGUCUAACGAUUUACGCGAAUUUUUAAAUCCUGAAGAAUUCAGCGUAGAUGAAGUAAGAAAGAACGUGAUGUUAAUUUGUUUGUUAACUGAGGGUAUCGGAAAAAUCAGUUUGGCCAUGAAAAAAGAAUUCAAAAUUUACUUAAUCAACAGUUUGUAUUAUGUUUUAGAAAAAGCAGGAAAUGGUAAUUAUUUGAUAAGUGCAGCAGGAUUAAUGGCGCUGAACAAUAUAGCUUAUGCUUGUGAAUAUAAAAAUAUCCCCGACUUGAUACAAGACAACUUCAGAUAUUUCUCAUUUCAAGUUAAGAUGAGAUUAAAGAGACAAAACGACAAAACAGAUGUUUUGAAUGUGCUUUCUGUCGUUUUUAGAUACUGUGAUAAGGAUGUUCUAGUAUAUAUGAGCGGCAUUGUGGAAGAAGUUCUUCUACAAACCAGUAAUAAAUUCAAGGAGCAGUACGCCCCUGACUAUUUGAGGGUGUUUAAGAUGUUCAUGCUGACUCUACGCCGCUGGUUUGAGGUGGACGACGUAACAGAACCAAUAAAAUCAAAGAAACAAAAAGAGUUGGAAUACGAAGAUUUUAAAGUUAGCGGUAUAAACUAUAAGGAGGAUGAUUUUUCUGAUGAUAUCAUGGAGGGUAAAACGGCUGAAGAGAUGUAUUGGGAAGAUGUGGAAAGGAAGAAGCAGGAAGAAGAAGAAGACGAAGAAAACAGCGAUACAGGCUAUAAAAAACCUGAACCACCUAUCCAUAUCAAACUCACGACCUCGAUAUUAAAACGAUCGUUACACUUUCUGCCUUCCAAAAACCAAGAAUCCCGAAUCUUAGUUUUGGAAAUACUUAAUAAUGGCGUUGAAAUCCUGAAAGAUUGGGAGGAUGAGCUACUACCUAUAGUGCAUCAAAUAUGGUCACCUUUAGUUCCUAGAUUUAAUGAUAAAGAACCAUUGAUAGUUAGGUUAAGUGUUAAACUGUUGGCAACACUGGCUGUGCUUUCUAAGGAUUUUAUUCGAAUGAGAACGACCAAAGAACUUUUACCUAAAAUUAAAGAAACUUUGAAGAAAUUAGCCCCGGAAAGCUUCCUGAAGGAUAAAGGGUCAGCUUACCGAUACACACAAAAUUAUAAGCUUCAAAUAGAGCUUUUGCACAAUAUCGGGCCCAUUUUAGCUCACUUGGAUGUCGAUAAUAAAAUAAUUGAAGAAAUAAUGAACAUAGUACUGUUGUAUUUGUCCAAAAAGCAGCCCAGAGACUUACAAGCUGAAGCGUUGGGCUUUUUCCAAUCUAUGGUGGACUAUGACAUGGGGAUAGUCAAGGAAAAACUGCUUUCUUGGAAGGAUAAAAUCACAGAAGAAAAUGAAGUAAACGUUGAAAAAAUUUGGGUAAUAUUAGGUGUGAAAGAAAAAGAAUCCGAAAUAAAAUAAUACUUAAUUUAAUUUGUUUCUAAUUACAAAAACAUUGCACACAAAUGGAUUGUUAACAUUAGUUAUUUAUAGAAAUGUAUGUAUAUUUUUUAUAUGUUUACACUUAUCAAAAAAUAACAACGAGGAGUUGGACUCCAAAUUCAUAAAAUUAUUAAUUGUUUCUACUUAAGACUAUUAUUCAGCACAACCUAUCUUCAAAGUCUUACACUAUUUCUUAUACUUCAAUAUAAAAUGAAAAUACAAAAACAAUAUUUUAUCAAUAAAACAUCUUUUUUGAAAUAUUUAUUAAUAUUUCAAAAGUUUAGAUAGAUAGUGCUGACCCAUUUAAAAAAAAAUAAAAUCAAAUACAGUCUUGUUAUUAAAAAGUAUUUCCUAGAAGUUUAAACUUAAAAUCGAAAUGACAAAUAUUUACAAGAUCUAUAUACAAAAUUAAGGAGAUAAAACAGAAUGAACAAAAUCAACUGUCAUUCACUGUCAAAAUAGUGUCAUAAUAAAACCAUCAAAA
Sitophilus oryzae (rice weevil) is the source of this 3895-nucleotide messenger RNA. RefSeq names its product TELO2-interacting protein 1 homolog (gene Tti1). Gene Ontology annotation, cellular component: cytoplasm. Bases 289 to 3390 code for a protein of 1033 amino acids. The record is from RefSeq and is a predicted model, not a curated record. NCBI's taxonomy places the organism in Eukaryota, Metazoa, Arthropoda, Insecta, Coleoptera, Curculionidae. Gene Ontology annotation, biological process: chromatin remodeling. The transcript is spliced from 14 exons.